Molecule: messenger RNA, 2909 nt
Organism: Penaeus monodon (black tiger shrimp)
Lineage: Eukaryota; Metazoa; Arthropoda; Malacostraca; Decapoda; Penaeidae
Product: pyruvate dehydrogenase phosphatase regulatory subunit, mitochondrial-like
Exons: 20
Coding region: 112-2808 (898 amino acids)
Cellular component (GO): mitochondrion
Molecular function (GO): protein binding; oxidoreductase activity
Source: RefSeq, a predicted model, not a curated record
GCUGCUUCGUCUCGGUCGUCGUGGUUUAAGCGCCCGGCCUUCUUGUUGUCGUCCGCUAGCUCCUGCUAUGGGGUCGUGAAAUUGAGUUGCUGAGAUUUUUAUCUGUACAACAUGCUUUGCCAGUUUUCUAAGAUUGGAGCAGCCACAAGGGGCCGUGUGCUAGAGAAUGGUGUCCCCUGCUACCUUUUCUUUGGCAGUGGCUAUAACAGAAAGGCAGUGAGCAAAAAACCAUUCCUGUACAGAGGGUUGCCUUCUGAUGCAAGGUCUGCUUCAAGUUUACCUACUCAGGCACAGGUUGUUAUUUGUGGAGCUGGAGUGGUAGGAAACAGUAUUGCAUAUCAUUUAACUCGAGAAGGAUGGACAGAUGUUGUUGUUUUAGACCAGAAUGAGAUAGGGUCUGGCACUUCCCAUAGUGGGUCUGGUGUACUUGGCUUGUUUAAACCAUCAUCAGAAAGGCAAAUUGUUACAUAUUCUGUCAAUUUGAUUAAGACGCUCCAAGAACAAGGCCAUAAUUUGGGCUUCAAGCAAUGUGGCAGUUUGAACCUGGCUCAGACUAGAGACAGAGCAAUUGCACUGAAACGAAGACUUGCGUACACAAAACCUUCUGGACUGGAAUGCGAGGUGAGUUUGAAAACAUCUUUAAGACAUUUUUCCCCAUUAAAGGCUUCUGGCAGGGAGGAAAUGGAAGGAGCUUUCUACAUGGAAGGAUGUUCUGUUCUACGUGUUAUAACAGAUGAAAUACCACACUCACAAAUUGUUCCGAAAGUUACACAAAUUGUUACUUCUCAUGGAAACAUACAUUGUGAAUACUUUGUUAAUGCUUCUGGAAUGUGGGCCCGCAAUUUAGGAGAGAAGAGUUCUCCUAAAGUUAGAGUUCCUGCUUUCCCAGCUGAGCAUUUCUACCUGCACACAGAGAAAGUAAUGGAAGCAUUAGAUGCCUUACCAGUCGUCCGUGAUUAUGAUUCACAUACAUUCUGCCUGACUCGUAAUCAGGAGUUUGUGGUUGGAGGAUUUGAAAAAGAUGCAAAGCCAGCCUUUGGCACUGGCAUACCAUGCAACUGGAGAGAGACACUGGAAGGAGAUGAUGAACAUUUUAGAACUAUCCGGGAGGCAGCAGAACACAGACUUCCUGUUCUAAGAGAAUCUCAAUACAAGCCUCUUAUCAAUGCUCCUGAUAACUUUACUCCUGAUGGAAAAUGGAUUCUAGGAGAAACACCUGAGAUUGACAAUUAUUUUGUAGCAGUUGGAAUGAAUGGUAACAGCUUACAAGGUGCAGGUGGGGCAGGCCAAGCUAUAGCUGAAUGGAUAAUGUAUGGCUCAUUAUCAAAAGAGAUGUUGCCAUUUGAUGUUAGACGCUUUGUUGAUCUUCACAAUAACAGACGUUACCUCAAGGAGAGGACCCGUGAAGUUGUUGGGAGGCAUUAUGAUAUCCUAUAUCCUGGCCAGUGUGAAUAUAAAUAUGCCAGAAAGCUGAGGUGUUCCCCAAUAAAUAGUGAGCAAGAAGCACGUGGCGCAGUUUUUGGAACACGUAUGGGAUUUGAACGUCCUCUUUAUUUUGAUAUUACGCAUAAAAGAGGAGACCCACCAGCACAGAUGCCACAAGGGACUUUUGGGAAGCCAUCAUUUAUUGACUGUGUUCGUGAAGAAUACCAUGCUUGUCGUGAAGGGGUUGGUGUUAUAGAUCUCUCCUCUUUUACAAAGAUUGAAAUUACGUCUGUCGGCUUUGAUAAGUACAGGCAGUUUGAUGCUGAGGAGACAAAGAGUGCAGCUGACAGUUUAUAUAGGUCAAAGUCAGCAGGGAAUCAGGUAGUUGAAUACAUGCAGAAGUUGUCCUGCAAUGACGUGAAUAUGCCAGUGGGCGGAGUGAUUCACACAGGCAUGCUCAAUGAACGCGGUGGCUAUGAAAAUGACUGUCUUCUUAUAAGGAGAGCAGAUAACAGGUACUUGAUGUUAGCACCAACAACCCAGCAAACUCGUAUUAUGGAUUGGAUGAGAAGACAGAUUACUGCAGAAGCUUGUGUUUCAGUGUCAGAUAUAACAUCCAUGUACACAGUACUUUGUGUUGUUGGGCCAAAGUCAAAGGAAAUGUUGUCACUUAUGUGCAACACAGACCUCAACUUUUAUGGCCACAUGGCUAAGGAAAUUAAUAUUGCCUAUGCUUCUGGAGUGAUAGUUUUGUCAUUUACUCAAGUUGGAGAACCAGGAUAUACGUUACUCAUUCCAUCAGAGUACACUCUUCAUAUAUACAGUCAAUUGAUGAAGAUUGGCCAUGAUUAUGGAAUCCGAAAUGUAGGUAUGAUGACAAUGAGGGCGCUACGAGUUGAGAAAUUCAUUCCAUUCUGGGCUGAGGAACUAGAUUCUACAGUAACUCCAUAUGAAGCUGGACGUGGAUAUAAGGUCAAGCUGAAUAAAGAAUAUUUUAUUGGCAAAUUUGCUCUAAUGAGACAAGCAAAUCAAGGUAUAUCCAAACGAUUAGUUCACUUCACUUUGGAAGACACCUUUGACCCUGAUGAGGACACCUGGCCAUGGGGAGGUGAACCUAUCUAUCGCAAUAACAUCUAUGUGGGGAACACAACAUCUACUGCAUUUGGAUUCACUUUAAACAAGAUGGUGUGUUUGGGUUGGGUAAAGCACCCAGAUGGAAGAGUGAUGUCUACAGAUUACAUCCUUGGAAAUUCCAGGUUUGAAAUAGAUAUUGGAGGACGAAGAGUAGCUGCAAAAGCUUCACUGCAACCUCCCAAGAUGCCAGUUGUGAAAAAGGAUGGCUUUGCUUCUUAUAGACCAAAGUCUAGGGGAAUUGUUGCAUAGAAAGUUGGAAUAAAGUUACAAGCAAAUAUACAUGAUGAAUCAUAAAAUUAAGUGUACAUAUUGUAAGGUUUCUUUUAAUUUCCAAUAAAAUGGAAAUUUAU